Messenger RNA from Recurvomyces mirabilis, 1515 nucleotides. RefSeq names its product bleomycin hydrolase (gene LAP3). NCBI's taxonomy places the organism in Eukaryota, Fungi, Ascomycota, Dothideomycetes, Mycosphaerellales, Teratosphaeriaceae. Bases 1 to 1515 code for a protein of 504 amino acids. The record is from RefSeq and is a predicted model, not a curated record. Gene Ontology annotation, biological process: response to toxic substance; L-homocysteine catabolic process; proteolysis. Gene Ontology annotation, cellular component: cytoplasm. Gene Ontology annotation, molecular function: cysteine-type aminopeptidase activity. The transcript is spliced from 2 exons.
AUGGGUAAUACAGAGAGCACGCUUGUACUCCCAUCGCCGGCACAGCAGCCGAUGACUCGUCGACAACCACAACAGCAGCGACAUCGAUCGUUCACUCCCACCCAAAGUUUGGACGAAAAGUUCGACGCCGUCCGUAUCGCUCACACCUCACCAACAGCCGCCGGCUCCGUUCUGGCCCAUAAUGCCGCCAAUGUCAGCGCAGCCAAAACAGAACAAUACGUCCACGAACUUCUCAAAGACCCCAAGAACCGUCUUGGUCUCUCCGCCCUCAGCACUGCGAACCCUUCCGCUGUCCUUGAGAUACCCUCCGCAAUCCUCAAAGACACUCAAUACUUCAACAUAACCAUUCCACACGAGGGAAGUCCAGUAACGAACCAGCGCUCCAGUGGCCGAUGCUGGAUCUUUGCCGCUACGAAUGUCUUUCGCAUCGCCAUCCAGAAGAAGUAUGACAUCCAGGCCUUCGAACUCAGCCAAGCAUAUCUGUUUUUCUGGGACAAGGUCGAGAAGGCAAAUUAUUUCCUUGAAUCCAUACUCUCAACAGCAGAAAAGGAAGCAGUAGAUGGCCGGCUCGUAUCAGCGCUAAUGGCGAGUCCCGUAGGCGACGGAGGACAAUGGGAUAUGAUUGUAAAUCUCGUGAGCAAAUAUGGCAUAGUACCGCAGACAGUGUACCCAGAUAGUUGGAACGCCAUGAAUAGCUCGACCAUGGAUCGAUUGGUGACGACGAAGUUACGGGAGGACGGACUGAAGCUACGGAAGAUGAAGAAGGGAGGAGCGAGUGUGGCACAGAUAGCAGAUGCGAAGGAGGUUAUGAUGCAGGACGUUGUGCGAAUCUUGACAUUGUGUCUUGGUCCACCCCCUUGCAAAGAUGAGAAGUUCACCUGGGAAUACUACGACUCCAAGCACAAAUAUCACAAAACAUCCCUCACACCACUCGACUUUGCUGCUUCGGCAGACGUGAAGAAGUUCAUCUCGCUAGUCAACGACCCACGAAAUGAGUAUAAUCGUCUCUUGACCGUCGAUCAUUUAGGCAACGUCUGGGAUGGACGACCAAUCACCUAUAUCAACGUCGAUAAGAUUGUGCUGAAGGAAGCUUGCGUAGCGAUGUUGAAGAAAGGCCUUCCCAUCUUCUUCGGCUCGGACGUAGGAAAGCAAUCUGAUUCCUCCAAAGGGAUCAUGGAUACUGAUCUCGUGGACUACGAGCUAGGCUUCAACAUCAAGCUGGGUAUGUCAAAAGCUGAACGCUUGUUGACAGGUGAGAGCCAAAUGACGCACGCUAUGGUUCUUACCGCUGUCCAUAUCGACAGCGAGGGCAAGCCUGUCAGGUGGCGAGUCGAGAACAGUUGGAGUGAAAGUGCUGGGACGGAUGGGUAUUUUGUUAUGAGUGAUCGGUGGAUGGAUGAGUUCUGCUAUCAGGCUGUCGUUGAUCCUGAGGUUGUGGCUAAGGAUGUCAGAGAUGUACUAAAGCAGGAGGCGAAGGUGUUACCACUAUGGGAUCCUAUGGGUGCGUUGGCGUAG